Conger conger (European conger) is the source of this 1281-nucleotide messenger RNA. It is a transcript of the gene nr2e3, whose product is annotated as nuclear receptor subfamily 2, group E, member 3. Bases 1 to 1281 code for a protein of 426 amino acids. Gene Ontology annotation, molecular function: zinc ion binding; nuclear receptor activity; RNA polymerase II cis-regulatory region sequence-specific DNA binding. The transcript has 8 exons. Gene Ontology annotation, biological process: negative regulation of transcription by RNA polymerase II; cell differentiation; positive regulation of transcription by RNA polymerase II. The record is from RefSeq and is a predicted model, not a curated record. NCBI's taxonomy places the organism in Eukaryota, Metazoa, Chordata, Actinopteri, Anguilliformes, Congridae.
AUGGAAGAUCACCUCUCCAAGAUAUCCAUAAUGCCCUCCUCUUCCCCUAGAGAUUCCCCAGGAAGCAGCAGCAUUGAUGACAGCCGAGGAGCAAAGAGCCCGGCUCCAGGGAAAGCCAUGAGCCCUGCACUGCUGUGCAAAGUGUGUGGAGACACCAGCAGUGGAAAGCACUACGGCAUCUACGCCUGCAACGGCUGCAGCGGCUUCUUCAAGCGCAGCGUGAGGAGGAGGCUCAUCUACAGGUGCCAGGCGGGCACAGGCAUGUGCCCCGUGGACAAGGCCCAUCGUAACCAGUGCCAAGCCUGCCGGUUAAAGACGUGCCUACAGGCUGGCAUGAACAAAGAUGCGGUGCAGAACGAGCGGCAGCCACGCAGGACGUCCCAGGUGCACCUGGAUUCCAUGGACAUAGACGCGGAGAAGGAGCACCUGGCCACCACGCGAGAGUCCACCUCCUCCUCGUCCUCCUCCUCCACCUGCUCCGUCAUCACCCGGCCCCACAUCACCUCCUCCAUCAGCUCCUCCGCCCCCCUGCAGCGCUGCGCCAGCCCCCAGACCAACCACCGCUUCAUGGCCAGCCUGAUGACGGCAGAGACCUGCGCCAAGCUGGAGCCUGAGGACGUGGAUGAGAACAUUGAUGUGACAAGCAAUGAACCGGAGAGGACGACGGCGGACUACCAAGUGUCCCUGUACCCAUCCAGCAGCCCGGAGAACGUGUACGAGACCUCCGCCCGCCUGCUCUUCAUAUCUGUCAAGUGGGCCAAGAACCUGCCCGUCUUCUCCAACCUCCCCUUCAGGGACCAGGUGAUCCUGCUGGAGGAGGCCUGGAGUGAGCUCUUCCUUCUCUGCGCCAUCCAGUGGUCUCUGCCCCUGGACAGCUGCCCCCUGCUCUCCCUGCCCGACCUCUCCCUGUCUCUGCAUGGAAAGACCAGCUUCACCAGCGUCGACCUGCGGAUCCUGCAGGAGACCUUCAGCCGCUUCAAGGCCCUUGCCGUGGACCCCACUGAAUUUGCCUGCCUCAAGGCCAUUGUCCUCUUCAAACCGGAGACCCGGGGCUUGAAGGACCCAGAGCAGGUGGAGAACUUGCAGGACCAGUCUCAGGUGAUGCUUGGUCAGCACAUCCGCACCCAUUAUUCCAGCCAGUCGGCCAGGUUUGGGAAGCUCCUCCUGCUGCUGCCCUCCCUGCGCUUCGUGGGAUCGGAGCGGAUUGAGCUCCUCUUCUUCCACAGGACCAUUGGAAACACACCCAUGGAGAAGCUGCUGUGCGACAUGUUCAAGAACUAG